Messenger RNA from Mangifera indica (mango), 732 nucleotides. RefSeq names its product E3 ubiquitin-protein ligase RNF144B-like. The coding region runs from base 1 to 732 and encodes 243 amino acids. Gene Ontology annotation, molecular function: ubiquitin protein ligase activity; zinc ion binding; ubiquitin conjugating enzyme binding. Gene Ontology annotation, cellular component: ubiquitin ligase complex; cytoplasm. The transcript is spliced from 2 exons. NCBI's taxonomy places the organism in Eukaryota, Viridiplantae, Streptophyta, Magnoliopsida, Sapindales, Anacardiaceae. The record is from RefSeq and is a predicted model, not a curated record. Gene Ontology annotation, biological process: ubiquitin-dependent protein catabolic process; positive regulation of proteasomal ubiquitin-dependent protein catabolic process; protein polyubiquitination.
AUGUCCUCUUCAAUUUCUUCAAGAGUGCGCACUAAAACCAGCAACCGUCGAACCCACGAAAGCAAGAAACAAGAAACUGGUGAGUCUUCUCGUCCAAGCUUCUGUGAGAUAUGCAUGGACGGCAAGACAAAGCAAGAGAUGUUCACAAACAAUCAAUGCAGCCACUCAUUUUGUAAGGAUUGUAUGGCAAACUAUGUUGCAUCAAAAAUCCAAGAAAAUAUAUCAAUGAUCAGGUGCCCUGACAUAAAUUGUAAAGGGGUUUUAGAGCCACAAAAUUGCCGCUCACUUGUUCCAAAACAAGUGUUUGACAGAUGGGAAGCAGCUCUUUCAGAAUCAUUUAUUCUGGGAUUACAAAAUUUCUACUGCCCUUUGAAGGAUUGUUCGGUAAGGCUGGUGGACGAUGGAAGAGAAGUGGUGAGAGAAUCAUUGUGUCCGUAUUGUCACAGGCCGUUCUGUGCUCAAUGUAAGGUUUCAUGGCACGAAAGAAUGGGGUGUCGAGAGUUUCAGAAACAACGAAAAGGUAAAAGAAAGAGAGAAGAUGCUGAAAGAAAGAGUGAAGAUGUAAUAUUGAAGAAUCUUGCCUAUAAAAUGAAGUGGAAAAGAUGUCCCAAUUGCAAGUUUUAUGUGGAGAAAGUUGAGGGUGUUGCUUCGAGUUUUGCUAUAAGUGUGGAGGAUCUUGGUCGUCUACUCAUCGAUGUCCAAGAAUUUGAUUACUCUGGACAAUCUUUGUAG